AUGGCCAUAAAGAGUCUUUGCUACCUGGGGGAGGACGACGACAUUUUAUUUUUCUACUCAACGGAGAAGAGCGACGAGCUGAGUUCUCGCUUCUCCGUUUUUGCUGCCCUCGACAAUUUGAAGAAGCUCACCCAGUCGAGCGAGAAGAAGACCGAGCCCUACGUCGGAUGCAUCGGAGUUAACCUCUCCCUCUUCAGCGCCUAUAAAAACUACGCCUACGUCGUCAAGGCCAUCGGCCUCAAAAUCAUCCUCACCUUAGACGACAGCAAAAAUAAAUACACCGAUGAUAUGCUCAAGUCGAUUUUCCUAAAGCUACACCAAAUCUACGUGGACGCAGUGUGCAACCCCUUCUACGCGGACCGCUUGGAGAGCGACGCCUUUGCAAAAAAAAUUAAGAAGCUGAUAGAGACGUCCUAA
Messenger RNA from Plasmodium vivax (malaria parasite P. vivax), 417 nucleotides. RefSeq lists its product as hypothetical. Bases 1 to 417 code for a protein of 138 amino acids. The record is from RefSeq and is a predicted model, not a curated record. Gene Ontology annotation, biological process: endoplasmic reticulum to Golgi vesicle-mediated transport. Lineage: Eukaryota; Apicomplexa; Aconoidasida; Haemosporida; Plasmodiidae. The transcript is spliced from 4 exons. Gene Ontology annotation, cellular component: nucleus; cytoplasm; TRAPP complex.